Molecule: messenger RNA, 828 nt
Organism: Diachasmimorpha longicaudata
Lineage: Eukaryota; Metazoa; Arthropoda; Insecta; Hymenoptera; Braconidae
Product: probable RNA methyltransferase CG11342
Exons: 2
Coding region: 1-723 (240 amino acids)
Biological process (GO): negative regulation of pre-miRNA processing
Cellular component (GO): cytoplasm
Molecular function (GO): O-methyltransferase activity; RNA methyltransferase activity
Source: RefSeq, a predicted model, not a curated record
AUGGCGGAAGGUAAAAAGGACGAAGACCGAGAGCCAGGGGCUAGUCGUCACGGAAAUUUCAUAAAUUACUACAAGUUUCAUCCUGCUGACGAGCGUGUGCGACAACUUCCGCAAGGCGUGUGGCAGUUGAGAAACAGCGACCGGAAAUACAGUGCUUUAGACGUCGGCUGCAAUGCUGGGAAUUUGACCAUCGAACUCCACAAAUUUCUACAGGAACAAUUGCCAAGCGAAACUGAUGUUCAAAUACUCGGAAUUGACCUGGAUCCGAUUUUAAUCGAAAGAGCGCGUGAAAGUUGUUCCAAUCCGGCCAUAAAUUUUGAGUGUCUCGAUUUUUUCUCUGAAGACAGAAAAAAUGUGUUAUCUGAUUAUUUGAGAAGACUGAAAAGCACAGAAUUCGAUGUCGUUUUUUGUUUUUCAAUCACGAUGUGGAUUCAUCUUAACUAUGGAGAUGAAGGGCUUGUCAAAUUUUUGGAGGACAUUUGUCAAGUGACUAAAGUGCUAGUAAUAGAACCGCAACCGUGGAAGUGUUACAGGAACGCAUCACGGAGAAUGAGACGGAGCGGUGAAGAGGACUUUCCACUCAUAAAUAAAUUGAAGUUGACUGGAGAAAUGGAAAAGCAUAUAGAGAGAAUUGUUUGCGAAGAAAAGCGCCGGUUUCGCCAGAUUAUCACCACUCAGGAUAAUAAUUGGGGUAGGAAAAUACUGAUUUUCGAGAGAAUAUGAUAAUUAAUGAUAAUCAAAUAUUUGUAUGCAAUCAAAUCUGUUGAGUUUCCGUCUUGUAAUUUGCUUGGAAAUCAUAUAAAAUUUAAUAAUGUAAUUUCAUUAUAA